Lampris incognitus (smalleye Pacific opah) is the source of this 1977-nucleotide messenger RNA. RefSeq names its product beta-1,3-galactosyltransferase 2-like. The transcript is spliced from 2 exons. Gene Ontology annotation, cellular component: membrane. Bases 286 to 1560 code for a protein of 424 amino acids. Gene Ontology annotation, molecular function: N-acetyl-beta-D-glucosaminide beta-(1,3)-galactosyltransferase activity. The record is from RefSeq and is a predicted model, not a curated record. NCBI's taxonomy places the organism in Eukaryota, Metazoa, Chordata, Actinopteri, Lampriformes, Lampridae.
AAGAUGAUCCGAGUCAAAACAGAUACAAAGAGUCCAUGUUGCAGAACAUUCAACGUCACAGCUAGCCUGCGCUUCAGGGCUGCUUCGUCCGAUAAUGACAGUGAUUUACAGUGACACACAUGGAAGUGCAACAUCAACACAUAACACCCUUGAGAGAGCUACCACGCACGCACAUGCCACACUGUUCCCUGGGAUCAAGAAUUGGUUGGAGGUUUUUUGCAACUGACCCGACAAAUGUGAUCACUGUCUGAGUAAAUCAGUAGUGUCAUAUUGCCUCUGGACACCAUGCAGUGGAAACGACGCCACUGCUGUUCACACAUCGCAGGACUUGUAUAUCUCCUCGCACUGCUGGGGGUGCUGGCUUUUGUGGUCCAUCAGGACUGGCUACCCGGACUCACAGGUGCAUUGUGGCAGAGAGGGCAUCCUAUGGACUACAGGGGUGAGGGAUUACACACUACCAAGGCCAAAGGGAACACAAGCUCUGGACAGGCUCUUUGGAGGUUUGUUAUUGUUCCUCAGCCAACCUUUAUGUCUGAUGCCAACACCAGCUCCCAGCAGGAAGAGGGUGACUCCUCCCCUCAGGCAGAGACAGGUCUUGAGAACUCUCUGGCAGCCAACACUAGCCAAAGUGAAGAGGGAGGCCCAAGUUACAAACAAACCCUAGGGCCUUACCCUUAUAUUAUAAACGAACCAUACAAAUGCCCUGAAAGCAAACUAGCGCCAUUUCUGGUUUUGCUGAUUGCCACUGAAGCUAGGCAAGUGGAGGCAAGGGAUGCCAUACGGCAGACAUGGGGCAAUGAGAGCGUUGCUCUGGGCGUAGGAUUCAUCCGGCUGUUUCUGCUAGGGACAAAUAAAGGGGAGCUUGGCCGCUUACAGCAACGGACCCUGGAAUCGGAGAGCCUGAGGCACCAUGACAUCAUUCAACAGGACUUUCUGGACACCUACAACAACCUGACCACUAAGACCCUGAUGGGAAUAAACUGGGUAGCAAUGUACUGUCGAAAGGCCAGCUAUGUCAUGAAAACAGACAGUGAUAUGUUUGUCAAUACGGAGUACCUUGUUCACAAGCUGCUCAGGCCUGAACUGAAACCCAAGAAGGACUAUUUCACAGGUAAUAACAUGAGAGGCUUUGCGCCCAACCGGAAUAAAAACAGUAAGUGGUAUAUGUCCCCUGAGUUGUACCCAAGUGAGAAAUAUCCCACUUUCUGCUCAGGGACAGGUUAUGUGUUCUCUGGGGAUUUGGCCACAAAAAUUUACAGAGCUUCCCUAGGCAUCCGGCGUCUGCAUUUAGAGGAUGUGUAUGUUGGGAUAUGUUUAGCCAAGCUACGGAUAGAGCCCACACCACCACCCAAUGAGUUCCUGUUCAACCACUGGCGGGUGUCUUACUCCAGCUGCAAGUACAGCCACCUGAUAACAUCACAUGGGUUUCGUCCUAAUGAACUCAUUAAAUAUUGGAAUCACCUGCAAAGCAACAAGCACAACGCCUGCAUCAACUCACUGAAAGACAGGAUGGGCAAACAUCAACAGAGCAGAUCGAAUGGAAAGAGGCCUGUGUCAUGACUUACGAGAUUGAAAUACAACUUGAUGUCAGGUCACAAGAUCUGGCUCACAAUUGAAAAAAAAUUGUUUUUUUGGAGAUACUCAAGAUUGACAUCUAUACAUUUUCCCCAUGAACUUGAUACCAACAGAGUACUGUUUUUUGAAAAUGAAACAAUGUAUAUUUUCUAUCUGUUUAUUCACAUAAAACUAAAAACAAAUGUGUUUUAUAGAGGACUGUUUAAUUGAAAUGAUUGUCCAUAGGAAAAUUGUUUUUAAUGUCUGAAGAAGCCACACCGAGUUAAUGUAUUCAGGAUAUAUUUUAAGUGAGUAAGAAAUGAUGUGGCUUUAAAAGAGGUACCAAGGGUAGUUUUGUAAAAAUACAGGGUCAUGGGCAUGCUCAAAAAUACUGUUGAUAGGUAAUGUUAGUGCCAAUAAAAA